UGUAUAAACAAAAAGAAACUAAAAAAUUCUCACUCACGCUGAAAGGAAAAAAAAGGGGAAUAAACAUUUUCUUUAGCAGACUGGCUCGUAGUUUGUGUUAUUAAAAGUUAAUCUGAAUUUUUAAUUAAAUUCCAACUAACUAAGAUUUUGCAACUGCUGCUAUUUGGUAGUGUCGUCAUCGUCGUCUUUACCUACUUAAGAUGGCGUUGGACAUGGGUGUACAAAUGAAUAGCAGUAAUGCUCUGACAUCAUCCUUAACUUCCAAGAAGAAGGAUGUUGCUGCUAACGCUGAUAAAGAAAACCUUUGGUCUUCAAUUUUAAGUGAAGUUCAAAAGCAAGGUAGCACAAAACUUCCCUCAAACAAAUCGGUUUUAGUAUUAGGCGAUAAUGCCACCGGAAAAACAACACUUAUAGCCAAGUUACAGGGCGUAGAGAAUCCGAAGAAAGGUUCGGGUUUGGAAUACGCUUAUAUCGAUGUUAAGGAUGAAUAUCGAGAUGAUAUGACACGUUUAAGUGUUUGGGUUUUAGAUGGCGAUCCAGGGCAUAAAAAUUUAUUACAUUUUGCCUUAAAUAAAAACAAUUAUACACACACUUUGGUUAUACUCACAGUAUCAAUGACACAACCUUGGUUUUGGUUGAAUCAGCUCACUCAUUGGAUCAAGGUAUUGUCGGAGCAUAUAGAGAGUUUACACCUGGAACCCGAAGAGAAACAGGAAGCACGGCAACGCCUUGUGGCAACAUGGCAGAGCUAUUGCGAAGUCGGCGAUGAUUUGGAUGCCGGAUCGCCCGUAAAACGCACGAUGAGAAACAGCUCUAUAGAUGAGGAUGAUUUAUUACCCUUAACAGAUGGAGCUUUGCUAACAAAUUUGGGCUUGGAUAUAGUGGUAGUGGUCACUAAGACUGAUUACAUGACCACAUUGGAAAAGGAAUACGAUUAUCGAGAUGAACAUUUCGAUUUUAUACAGCAAUGGAUAAGACGUUUUUGUUUGCAACAUGGCUCCUCACUGUUUUAUACAAGUGUUAAAGAAGACAAAAACUGUGAUCUCCUUUAUAAAUAUUUAACACAUCGAAUCUAUGGUUUACCAUUCCGUACCCCUGCCCUAGUCGUGGAAAAGGAUGCAGUUUUAAUACCUGCUGGGUGGGAUAGUUUAAAGAAAAUAGAAAUUUUAUGUGAGAAUAUGAAUUCUUGCAAAGAGGUGGAUUAUUAUACAGAUAUUAUAACACCACCGCCAUCUCGGAAAGCGGUUUCGAAUCGUGAAAUCGAAGUGCAAACUGAAGAUGAGCAGGCGUUUUUGGCGAGACAGCAGGAAAUCAUUAAACAAAGUGUACAAGUGCGGGGUGAAUCGCCUUUACGUUCGCAGGCUAGCAAGGCUAUGCCUCGAACUCCAGGCUCCGCAGGCCAAAGUUCACCGAAAAAGAUGGAGGCGAAAUUAAACACUUCCACUCCUGGUACUGAAGGUGUUUUGGCUAAUUUCUUUAAUUCAUUAUUGCACAAAAAAUCUGGUACACCCGCUACACCGCCUUCUGCCAUUAGCACACCACGCACCAAUGGCUCGGAUAGUCUAUUGACGGCCGACAAACUAUCCGUACGCACAGAUGCUGCUGCCGAAUUAGAUCGUUUAGCGAGGAGCGUUAAAAAGGACGUUGAUUUUACCCAAAGCGAUUGUUAAACCUUUUAAGCAAAACCUCUUUGGAAGCUGG
Messenger RNA from Glossina fuscipes, 1701 nucleotides. It is a transcript of the gene Dlic, whose product is annotated as cytoplasmic dynein 1 light intermediate chain 1. The transcript is spliced from 7 exons. The record is from RefSeq and is a predicted model, not a curated record. The coding region runs from base 201 to 1670 and encodes 489 amino acids. Gene Ontology annotation, molecular function: dynein heavy chain binding. Gene Ontology annotation, biological process: microtubule-based movement; microtubule cytoskeleton organization. Gene Ontology annotation, cellular component: centrosome; cytoplasmic dynein complex. NCBI's taxonomy places the organism in Eukaryota, Metazoa, Arthropoda, Insecta, Diptera, Glossinidae.